This is a messenger RNA of Juglans regia (Persian walnut), 939 nucleotides long. RefSeq lists its product as uncharacterized. The transcript is spliced from 3 exons. NCBI's taxonomy places the organism in Eukaryota, Viridiplantae, Streptophyta, Magnoliopsida, Fagales, Juglandaceae. Gene Ontology annotation, molecular function: RNA-DNA hybrid ribonuclease activity; nucleic acid binding. Bases 1 to 939 code for a protein of 312 amino acids. The record is from RefSeq and is a predicted model, not a curated record.
AUGGAAGUUGAAGAUAAACUUGUUUGGAGCUAUGAUGAGAAAGGGCAGUUUUCUGUGAAGAGUGCUUAUAUUUUGGAGUUUGACAGUAAAAGAGCAAAAAGAGGUGAAACUUCAAGGGUUAGAGAAGUGGAUAGAAGGUGGAAAGACAUGUGGAAACUAAAGGUUCCAGAGAAGGUAAAGCUAUUCAUGUGGAAAGCAGGAAAUGAAAUAUUACCUACAAGAAGGAAUCUGCAGCUUAGAAAAAUUGUUGAGGAUUCAAUAUGUCCAAUAUGUAAGGAGAUAGAGGAGACUGUCAUGCAUGUUAUAUGGCAGUGCCCAGCAGCUAGUGAUGUUUGGGCAGAAUUCAACAAAAUUUUACAGAAAUGGAGUUUGAAUGAAGAUGAUCUGCUUUCUUUAUGGAAAAAGUUGGUGGACAAGGUGGGAAAGGCUGAGAUGGGAGAGAUAGCUUCUGUCAUGAGAGAAAUAAGGAACCAAGUAUGGAAGAAACCAAGAGAGAGUUUUAUCAAGGCCAACUGGGAUGCUACAGUGGAUCAAAAAGAAAAGAAGAUGAGAAUUGGGGUUAUGAUCAGAGAUGAAGAAGGGGAAGUUUUGGUUGUAGUUGAGGGCCACCAGAGAAAUGUAGAUCAACCAGCAGUAGCUAAAAGCUAUGCCUUGUGGAAGGGUGAUGCCCAACUGAUUGUCAAGGCAGUUAAUAAUCAGGAAGAAGAUAGGUCUGUUUAUGGGAGUAUUGUGGAAGCUAGCAAGAAGUUAAUCAGUUCAUGGAAAGACUGGAGUGUUGAAUUCGUGUACAGAAAUGCAAACGAGGCAGCACAUACUUUAGCAAAGGAAGCAUUACAUUUAGACACAGAAAUUGUUUGGAUAGAGGAGACACCAAAUUGUAUUAGAAAUAUUACUGAGAGAGAGAGAACUUGUAAAGAGGGAUCUUGUUUAUAUCAGUAA